Messenger RNA from Drosophila montana, 1697 nucleotides. RefSeq lists its product as uncharacterized. Gene Ontology annotation, molecular function: phosphatase binding. The coding region runs from base 108 to 1610 and encodes 500 amino acids. The transcript has a single exon. The record is from RefSeq and is a predicted model, not a curated record. Lineage: Eukaryota; Metazoa; Arthropoda; Insecta; Diptera; Drosophilidae. Gene Ontology annotation, biological process: negative regulation of phosphatase activity.
AUAUCAUUCAAAUCUAUCAACACAAACAGAAACAAAUAAAUUAAAACUUAAAUACAAUACAGACUUAUAAUGCAAAAAUAUAUUCGUGAUUAUUCUAAUUGUCUAAGAUGAAGCGCGUACACGUUGAUAGCUCGGCUCCAAAGUACCAAAGUGGCAAAUGGUCCUGGGACAAAAAAAGUGAAACAUUGGACUUUCAGCAACAUUUCGAUUUGGAGGACGCAAAUGAUCGUUACAUAAUUACAAAUGGAUACAAGUUUCUUCGCACCAUCAAUCAAGAGGAGGAAUUGAUCUUUCGACAGGUGUUCGCCCGUUCCGAUACCUCAUACGACGCGGACGCGGUGAUGACCAACGAUGUUCGCAAUUUGGUGCUCUUUUUAAUGCCAAAAGAGUUUUUAUCAAUGAAGUUUAUUGAAUUUAUGCACAAGCCUGCAGUCCAUAGACUGUUGCAUGCCUUAAUAAUAUACUUUGAUUAUUAUUUGCGGUUAGUAGAAUUUGUGCUGAUCCGUCGGGAUGAGAUAGCUGGCGAUAUGGCCCAGAUGCAAAGCGAGCAGACGAACGAAAUGAAGCGAAUAUGGUCUUCAUACUUAAGUCAGAUUCGCAUGUUGACGGGCAGAAAUUACUCCACAAUCUUAAAGGGAGACGGUGAUAUGAAGAAAUAUUACCAUACGAAAGAAGUCGUCAAUAUAUCUUCUAAGAUCAAGGACCGAUAUUUUCACGAGCAGUUUCUGGCUGUCGCCACUCAGAUCGUUUGGAUAUCGAAUCACAGGAGGGCCUAUUACGUAAUUGAGAUGGAAAUGAACCGACUUUUUCGAUCCGAACACUUUUUAAUGAUUCGGAAAGAAUAUCCUAAUUUUACACCCUUGGAAAAAAGUUUGCUUUAUGGACGUAACAAUAAGUUGAUCAACUAUCGAUGCCAAAUCUCCCCGUUGAUUCAGGAGCUUGAAAAUGUAGCCGAACAGGACUUGCCUAUCCUAUGGAUAGGUGAGCGCAGGUAUCGUGGCUCGGAUCCCCGCAUAGCCGAGCUCGAGCUUGAGUAUAUGGUGCCCGGGCCACAGUUGCGAAUGAUCGAUAUAGCACACGGCAUUAUGGGUCACCCAAAGUCGUUGUAUAAUACUCUCCUCUCGCUGGACUGGCCUUCGGUUCGCUAUCAGAAAUUUACGGCAAAGCACGAUCCCUAUUACAUUAUACGCCAGCCGAAUCUGCGCAUACCCAACAUCAAUAAAAUGGCUGUGCGCAAAAUGUCACAGGAAUUGGAGCACUACUACCAGGUUUUUCGCAUCUAUGAAUCUACCCGCCUCAACAUCCUUCUUAAUUGGUUAAAUCGGCAAAAAAUAAUAAAAUUCUAUCGCAGUGGCGGAGUUUUACGCAAUAUUAUUCUGCGUUGCGAAAAGCAAUUAGAGGACGAUGAAAAUAGACCUCAAGUAACUGAGAUUGUGGCCGAUUUUUUGGAUAUGAUGGCCAGGUUACGGAAAAAGAAGAUCCCUCUUAUGGGAGACGCGACCACAGCGGAAACUGCUCGUCCUUCUACCUCACAGUACGUGAAAGUGGGCGCCGAAUAUUUUUUCAUAGAGCCAAAGGAACGGAGCAAACGCUUACCUGUCCAGAAAUAAUUUUGAUUUCAAUUUUACAAUAUAGGGUUGAGUUCGUUUCAAUGUUUCCUAAACCUAAUAAAACCAACACUAACACACAAAACUAAA